Chaetomium strumarium is the source of this 15527-nucleotide messenger RNA. RefSeq lists its product as uncharacterized. Gene Ontology annotation, molecular function: ATP hydrolysis activity; ATP binding. The transcript is spliced from 2 exons. The record is from RefSeq and is a predicted model, not a curated record. Lineage: Eukaryota; Fungi; Ascomycota; Sordariomycetes; Sordariales; Chaetomiaceae. Gene Ontology annotation, biological process: ribosomal large subunit assembly; ribosomal large subunit export from nucleus. The coding region runs from base 113 to 15325 and encodes 5070 amino acids. Gene Ontology annotation, cellular component: preribosome, large subunit precursor; nucleus.
CAAUGCCCCACCAUGAAUUUCAUGUGAAGAAAAAAGUUGAUGGACGAGAAUUCAAGACUGCAACUUACAACAUGAGUUGGCAUUCACGAAUAAGCCAUCUUGAGCCCAGAAGAUGGCGACGAUCGACAUGAGCCUGCAGAGAGAGUCUCUGCUUGGCGAUGCGGCUACAUUACAACUUUUGCCGCGUGAGCUGCUGCUCAUUCUUCAGGACCAUCACUCGACGCAACUGUUCGAUGCAGUCGCCAAUGCAGCGCUCGUCUCCCCGGCCACGGACAGGAUAUUUGCCCAUUUUGAGGCGGCGUUCGCAGACAUUGGUGCCAGAUGGGUCCUAUCUCACCCGAAACUCGACGUGAGAGUUCUCGCGUCGUUUGCCCGCAUUCUACCCUUCGCCCCGUCUCUGUCUGUCUUUCUCAUAUCUCAUCUCCAAGGAGGACCAGGAGCAGGAUUGGGGGCGCGCCUAGGAGGAGUGAUACAGGGUUCCGGUGCGAGAACGCUCGACUUCCUUGAUCUGACAUCCUUUCAAAACACAGAGCUUCGCAUCGCUCUUCUCGCUUUGUGGAGGCUCAACAACUUUGACAAGCGGACGUUCUCACCCUUGUCGAGACCGUCCCAGCUCCAGUCCCUGUUCGACCACGGGGAUCCUACAGUCAGAUACCUCGCCAUCAGGGUGUUCUGUCAACUUCAUGAUGCAUCGGAUCAAAAGCUCGAGGCACUUCUGACCAGGCAUAUCCCGAAGGACACCAGCAUCGUUGCGGAUUUAGACGGGAGGGAGGCUGACUAUGCGUUUCUGAGCCUGUAUGAAGACGCAAGGAAUCAAGAAAUCCGGCGUCUUCGCAGUAGUAUUCAGACAGCGGGGUCUGCUGCUCUUGAGUCAACCCAGCCGCGCAGUCCAAUGCAAAAUCUAACUCCUCUUGUUGUCAAAUAUGGCAAGACAGUCCUCCCUCGGCCCUUGGGCCCUGUGAAUACCCCCAGCACGCUAGCCCUCACACCGACCACCGUUGAGAACCUUGAGAACCUCGCCGGCCUGCUGCAGCAGCCGGGUCCUAUUCUGCUUCAUGGCCGCUCCGGGGCCGGUAAGACGUCGUUGGUCCACGAGAUUGCCAGGGAGCUCGGGAAGCAGAAGGAGAUGGUCACAUUGCACCUCAACGAACAGACCGACGCGAAGAUGUUGCUGGGACUGUACACGACAGACUCGAGGCCUGGCUCUUUCCAGUGGCGCCCGGGCGUGUUGACGACGGCGGCCAAGGAGGGGAGAUGGGUCUUGAUCGAGGAUCUUGACCGCGCGCCGACCGAGGUCAUGAGCACCCUGCUGCCGCUUAUCGAACGCGGAGAACUUCUGAUCCCAGGCCGCGGGGAGAGGAUCCAGGCAUCCGCCGGUUUCCGGGUGUUCGCCACCGUCCGCACCCAGCUCGGCAUGAACGAUAGGGAGAAUCUGCCAAACCUGAUCGGCCUGCGUCUUUGGCAUCUCCUGCAUGUCAAAGCGCUUCCUCGAGACGACCUGGCGGAGGUCAUCAACGGCCGGUACCCGUUGCUGCACAAGUACACGCCCGGCGUGUUGGCCGUGUUCGACCGGCUCAUGGCAUGCACCAGCGGGUCGAGUCGCCUGUCUCUCGGCCGCACAACCCUCGACCGGCCCAUUGGCACGCGAGACCUCCUGAAGUGGUGCAGCAGACUCGAUGAUAUCUUGCGCAGUGCCGGCUUCCAAACGGGCGACGAGCCCAUCACGGACACGACUAGAGAUCGCAUGUUCCUCGAGGCUGUCGACUGCUUCGUCAGCAGCAUGCAUGACCCGUCCUCCCGCAACAUCCUGAUUGCGGCGAUCGCCAAGGAGAUGCUUCUCUCUCCGGAGCGGGUGCAGCACUACCUGACGAGCUACAUCCCGGAGCUGGACGACAGCGAGUCCAGACUGGCGAUUGGGCGUGCCUCGUUCAUCAAGCCGCGACGCUCCAGCCGGGUCAGCAAGUCAAAGCGGCCGUUCGCCACGACGGUCCAUGCCAAGAGGCUGCUUGAGCAGAUAGCCGUCGCCGUCAAGCACCGCGAGCCCCUGCUGCUGGUCGGUGAGACUGGUAUCGGCAAGACAACCGUGGUUCAGCAGCUGGCCGAGUCUCUCGGGCACCAACUGGUCGCAGUCAACCUGUCGCAGCAGAGCGAGGCCGGCGACCUGCUGGGUGGUUUCAAGCCCGUCAGCUCGCAGAGCCUCGCAAUGCCGCUGAAGGAAGAGUUUGAGGAUCUGCUCGAGAAGACGGGUGUUUCGGCCGAGAAGAACAAGGAGUACCUCGAGCGCAUCGCCAAGCGGUUCGCCAAGGGCCGUUGGAAAGAGGUCUCGAAGGAAUGGCGGAAGGCGCCCAAGAUGUUCGAGGCGAUUCUGGCCAAGAUUGAGAGCAGUCAGACGCGUGCGGAGAGCGCGGACGGCCAGCCUGCAAAGCGGCGAAAGACAGAGUCGACCAAGCUGCAGCGCCUGCUGGACCUCAAGCCGCGCUGGGAGAUGUUCUCGCAGAGUCUCGACCAGUUCGAUCGGCAGAUUGCGAGCGGGCCGGCCGGCGUCGCGUUUGCCUUUGUUGAGGGCAAGAUUGUCAAGGCCGCCCGGAACGGCGACUGGGUUCUCCUUGACGAGAUCAACCUGGCUUCUCCUGACACCCUGGAGAGCAUCGCCGGGCUGUUUCAGACUUCUCCCUCUCUCCUUCUCUCCGAGACGGGCGAGAUCGAGAGGAUACAGGCGCACCCGAACUUCCGGGUAUUCGGCGCCAUGAACCCGGCCACUGACGUUGGCAAGCGAGAUCUCCCGCUUGGCUUGCGCUCUCGAUUCACCGAGAUCUACGUCGGGAGCCCGGACCGGGACAAGAAAGACCUUCUGACCAUCAUCAAGACCUACUUGAAAGGGAACAACAGCAGCAUCGACCGGCUGGCCGACGAUGUCGCCGACCUCUACCUGGAGAUCAAGAAGCGAGCGGAGCUCAAGAUACUAGUCGACCAGGCCAACGAGGUGCCUCAUUUCAGCCUGCGCACGCUAACGCGCGUGCUGACCUACGCCAACGACGUGGCCCCGUUCUACGGCCUCGAGCGGGCUCUGUACGAAGGAUUCUGCAUGUGCUUCACGACUCUGCUCAGCGAGGAGUCGGAGCGGACGGUGAUGCCCCUGAUCCAGCAGCAUCUGCUGAAGCGGUCAAACAUCCUCACUCAGCCCCCCAAACGGCCCACGGACGGGCGGAACUAUGUCUCGUUCAAGAACAGGAACAAGGACCACCAGUACUGGCUGCUGCAAGGAAACGAGGUGCCGAAAGAGCGAGAAGACUACAUCAUCACGCCGUACGUCGAGCGGAACCUGCUGAACCUGGUCCGCGCCACAUCCACGCGGAGAUACCCUAUCUUGAUUCAGGGGCCGACGUCGGCGGGCAAGACCAGCAUGAUCGAGUAUCUAGCUAACUACACGGGGAACAAGUUUGUGCGGAUCAACAACCACGAGCACACGGACCUCCAGGAGUACCUCGGCACGUACGUCUCGGACUCGGAGGGCAAGCUCAAGUUCCAGGAAGGCGUCUUGGUGCAGGCCAUGAGGGAGGGAUCGUGGAUCGUGCUGGACGAGCUGAACCUGGCGCCGACCGAUGUGCUCGAAGCGCUCAACCGCCUCCUGGACGACAACCGCGAGCUCCUGAUUCCCGAGACGCAGGAGGUGGUGCGGCCGGCGGAGAACUUCUGUCUGUUCGCGACGCAGAACCCGGCCGGCCUGUACGGCGGGAGAAAGGUGCUGUCGCGGGCCUUCCGCAACCGGUUCCUCGAGCUGCACUUCGACGACAUCCCCGAGAGCGAGCUGGAGACGAUCCUGCAGAAGCGCAGCCGCAACACGGCGCCGUCCGACUGCCGGCGCAUCGUCGCCGUCUACAAGCAGCUGACCCGGCUGCGGCAGGAGAGCCGCGUCUUCGAGCAGAAGAACAGCUUCGCCACGCUGCGCGAUCUGUUCCGCUGGGCGCUGAGGGAGGCCGACACGCGCCAGGAGAUUGCCGAGAACGGUUUCAUGCUGCUCGCCGAGCGGGUGCGCAAGCCGGAGGAGCGCGACGAGGUCAAGAAGGCCAUUGAGGACGUCUUCAAGGUUACCAUCGACCCGGGCCGCCUGUAUGAUCUGGAGACGGCGCCGGAGCUGAGCAAUGUCCGGGCCAGGAACAGCCAGGGCGUCAUCUGGACGCGGGCCAUGCGCCGGCUGUAUGUGCUGGUGAAGCGGGCCAUCAAGAACAACGAGCCGGUCUUGCUGGUUGGCGAGACGGGCUGCGGCAAGACCACGGUCUGUCAGUUGCUGGCCGAGUUUGAGAAGAAGCAGCUGCAUAUCGUCAACGCGCAUCAGAACACCGAGACCGGCGAUCUCAUCGGUUCUCAAAGGCCGGUGAGAAACCGCGGCGCGAUUCUGGACGCGCUGUCCAGGGAUCUGCGGGAAGCCGCCGGCAUCUUGGGCAAGGACCAUGACAAUGACAAGGACAAGGACUCGCACUCGCACUCGCUGGAGGCUCUGCAGGAGUGGUACCGCUCGCUGACCCCCGAGGACCUGGGCAAACUACCGGAAGGCCUCAAGGCGAAAAUCCAUGCGAGCUCGACGCGGAGCAAGGCGCUUUUCGAGUGGAGCGACGGCAGUCUGGUCCAUGCCAUGAAAGAAGGGAGCUACUUCCUGCUCGACGAGAUCUCGCUCGCGGACGACUCGGUGCUCGAGCGCCUCAACUCGGUGCUCGAACCCCACCGCAGCCUGCUACUCGCCGAGAAAGGCAUCACCGACUCGUUCGUCCAAGCCGCCGAGGGCUUCCAGUUCUUCGCCACCAUGAACCCCGGCGGCGACUUCGGCAAGAAGGAGCUCUCGCCGGCCCUGCGCAACCGCUUCACCGAGGUCUGGGUGCCGGCCUUCUCAGAAAUGGACGACGUGCACGACAUUGUGGUCUCCAAGCUCGACAGCCGGUUCAAGCAGGCCAAGAGAAAGCCAGCCAAGCCCGCCUCGCGCAUCAUCGUCGAGUUCGCCGCCUGGUUCGGCAAGACGUUCCGCCCCUCAUCCGCAACGGCAUUCUCGGUGCGCGACAUCCUCGCCUGGGUACAGUUCAUGAACGCCAGCAGCCACUCCCACCCGGUCGAGCUGUCCCUCCUGCACGGCGCAGCCAUGGUCUUCAUCGACACCAUCGGCGCCAACCCGUCCGCGCUCGUGGCCGUCGACCCGCGCGAGAUGGCUGCGCGGCGGCGGCUGUGUCUCGACCAGCUUGGUGCCUUGUGCGGUGUUGACCUGGCCGAGAUGUACUUGCGCGAGCCAAAGGUUACGAUCGACGAGAGGUCGCUCACCAUCGGCGAGUUUAGCAUUGACCGUUCCCCAUCCUUUACCUCCUCUAAUGACGAGUUCGGCGUCCCGACGACGAGGAUGAACGCCAUGCGCGUCGUGCGGGCGCUGCAGGGCGGCGGCUCCAAGCCGAUCCUGCUGGAGGGCAACCCGGGCGUCGGCAAGACCACGCUGGUCACGGCGCUGGCGCGGGCCUGUGGCCGGCCGCUGACCAGGAUCAACCUGUCGGACCAGACCGAUCUGAUGGAUUUGUUUGGCACGGAUGUGCCGGUGGAGGGCGCCGAGGCGGGGAAUUUCGCGUGGCAGAAUGCGCCGUUUCUCGAGGCUAUGCAGAAGGGGGAGUGGGUUCUGCUGGAUGAAAUGAACCUGGCUUCGCAGACGGUGCUGGAAGGUCUGAAUGCCUGCCUUGACCACCGCGGAGAGGUGUACAUUGCCGAACUGGACCAGGUAUUCAAGCGCCACCCCGACUUCCGGCUCUUCGCCGCCCAGAACCCCCAUCACCAGGGCGGCGGCCGGAAGGGGCUGCCCAGUUCCUUCGUCAACCGCUUCAUCGUUGUGUACGCCGAUGUCUUCACCAAGCAGGACCUGCUGCACAUCACGGCCAGGAAGUUUGACAAGAUCGGAGGCAAGACGCAGCAGCAGCUCAUCGAGUUCAUGUCGAGGCUGGACGAAGAGGUGGUUGGUCGGAGGUCGUUUGGCGCGCUCGGCUCGCCGUGGGAGUUCAACCUACGAGACACCCUGCGCUGGGGCGACCUGCUGACUUCGCAGAAUGCGCUGCUGGGCGGGCGGAAGCCGGACGACUACCUGGAUGUGGUUAUCCGCCAGCGUUUCAGGACAGCCCGAGACCGGCAGCAGGUGGACAGGCUGUUCGCCGAGAUCUUUGAGCGAGAGCCCGAGGAGCAUGGGCUCUACCACGAUGUCAACCCCUAUUCCGGCCAGGUCGGGCUUGCGACGCUGAAGCGGAACCCCCUGUCGCAGCCAACGCCCUUUCCCCCGAUCGACCCGGUUCCCCGGCUCAAGGAGAUCGAAUCCGUCAUGCUGGCCAUCGAGCAGGACUUGCCCUGCAUCCUCGUCGGCCCCUCGGGUAGCGGCAAGUCGGCUCUCCUGGCCCAUGUUGCGGCGCUAGCUGGGAAGUCGCUCGUCAUCUUCCCGCUCAACGCGGAUGUGGACGCCAUGGAUCUGAUCGGAGGGUUUGAGCAGGCCGAUCCUCACCGAGAAGUUCAAGCCUGUCUGUCCAGACUCCAGCAGACACUCCAGGACCAGAUCCUGCGCUCUCUGCCGAACCCCAUCCCGGACGCCGUGGUGGACCUGAUGGCUGCUCUCCGCUCCCAGCCAGGCGAGACACGCCAUCACGAGAGCAUCCUGUCUCUCAUCGAGGCUCUGCAAGUCGAUGUGUCGCUGCCGGCGGAGCUCGCCGCGCUGCUCGCCGAGGCCUCUGAAGUACUCCAGAAACCGCCGGCACUGGAGAAGCCGCGCUUCGAGUGGCUCGACGGUGUCAUUGUCCGAGCGGUCGAGACGGGCGCCUGGCUGGUCCUCGACAACGCCAAUUUGUGCAGCGCGUCGGUACUGGACAGGCUCAACUCGCUGCUCGAGCGCCCGAAUGGCAUUCUUAGCAUCAACGAGCACAGCGGUCCGGGCGGCAAGCCGCGCAUCAUCACGCCGCAUCCGGAUUUCAGGGUGUUCUUGACGGUGGACCCGCGCUAUGGCGAGCUCUCGCGCGCGAUGAGGAACCGGUCUAUUGAGAUCUACCUCGACGUCUUGCCAGUGACACCGGCUGCUGCGGAGCGGAUUGCGCCGGUGGACGGGAGCAUGCAGCGGUUCCAUGCUACCGCCCGGAUCUUGGACGAAGCGCCCGAAGAUGAACAACAGAUGGUGGUGCCGCUGGCGUUUGAUGUGCUCUCACUAGGAGACAGCAGCCGCCUGGAUGCGUACUUGCAAGCUGCACCGUCCCUGCUACCCUCGGCCCCUGCUGCCCUCCAGCAUUUGGGCCAGCUGCUAUCCUACAUCCAGUCCGACGACGCUGCGCCCCUGAGACAGUCCAUUGCCAACCUCUACGCCGCGGUGCCCGACAAGAUGCUGAUGCCGCUUCACCCGCUCCUCAACUCGCCCAUGAUUGCGCUCCUGGAACAGGGCAGCCAAGGCUCGGCCUACUGGCUCGCCAGCUGCUACGAGUUCUACCUGCACAUCCGGAGCGCAGAGAACGCGAUGGAGGCGCAGCUCGGCCGAGUCAACGUCAGCAAGCCGUCGUCGAUGAACCGCCUCCAGCGAUCCGGCGUCGCGGACAAAGUCGCCUCCCUCUCGCGCGACUCGACCGUCCAUUCCGUGCGCUUCCUCUCGUCCGUCCUGAGGAUAGUCAAGGCCUUCCUCUGCGAGAAGUCGGAUGGCCCCGAAGAAGGGUGGGAGCAGCGGCGCGCCGUGCUCAGGCGGCUGCUGCUCUUCUGGAAGCGCACGUUCGAGGCGUUGGUCGCCGCGUCGUUCGACGAGGCCCGCUUCCAGGCGCACCUGACCCAGGGUGCCAACCUGCUCCGGCACAGCAUGUCUGCGCUGCAAGAGGAGGAUCACGGUCGCGCACUGCUCAGCACGCUGUCCGCGUACCUCGAGCGUGAUUUUGUGAUCGGGUUUAAGCUGUCGACGGGGCUGAGCAUGGAAGUCCUCUGGCGCCGUCUGCGUCCCGACCCGAUCCCGGAUCUCCGCACGCUGCAGCAGGUGGCCGAAAUGGAGCGGCUCGCGGACCGGUUUGAUGCGCUGCGGUGGCGCGUCGAUGCCCCGCUCGCCAACCUGCGCGCUAUUCAGGAUGCUAUGGCGCGCGUCUACGCCGUCAUUCGGACGGGCAAGGGGGGCGAUGCUGAUGGUUUGGUCAAGGAUCUCGACUCGGAAAUCGCAGCGCUCGAGGGCAAGGUUGGCGAGCAUGCCGGCCCGCACAGUCCGUUCUUUGCCGCAUGCUUUGAGAGUCUGCGGCAGGCGCUGAUCUUGCACCGCACAACCUUCAACAACACGCCACAUCCGGUCCCGUGUGAGAAGGAGGUUGAUGUCCUAGCGUCUAUCCCGACCGCGUCACUCAUGCGCCUCCCUUCCUCUCAAAACAAGGCCAGCACCGGGGCUCUCCAAGCAGUGGACCACAUUCUCGUCCGCGACAGCUCCCCCUCUUCAGAAAGCGACGGCGUCGUGCACCCCUGGUCAGGCGCCCUGUCCAAGACGUUGCUACUGAAGUAUGACGCCGCCUCGUCGGCCAGCCUGCAUGAACUGCGCUCGCUCGAGACCGAGAUGCCGGUCAUGGGCCGGGCGCUGGCUGCUGCGUCGGAGGCGCUGGCCACUCGUGCGUUACCUAAAGUGGAGGAGUUGUUGCUGAGGGCUUUAGAAGAGGUGAUGGUUGCUCAUGACACCCGUUUUGAUCUCGAUCUCGAUUUCGAGGAAGGUGGGGUCUAUAAAGGUUGGGUGAGCGGGGUUUAUGGGUUACUACUGGUACGGAUUGAGGCCGUGCCGAGGGGGGAUGAGCUGGCGCUGUGGCUAGAUCAACAUGUCGAUCUAGUUCAACCGCUGCCUACUUAUGACCAACAUCGGCAUCUUGGGGAGGCAUUCGGGAAACACUUCGCCAGGACGUUACUCGCCUUAGCGUUGUCGGCAAGGGGCUUCCAACCCCGCUCGACAACCACCGCCCUCGCGUGGGUGCACUUCGCCCUCGGCUGCAUCGAGCUGUAUGUGCCCGACAAGCCGUUCGACCCGCACCACCGCGCCCAGGUCGAGGCCGACGAGCACCGCGAGCUGUACCACUCUCUACAGCGACAGAUUGCUGCCCUCGAAGCCUUCGAGCGCGCCUUCACCGGCCAGCAGCAGCACAAACAAACCAGCAUCCGCGCCCGGCUGCUUGUCGAAGAAGCGCAGGGCCUGGGUGAGCCGCCGGCGGUGCAGCAGAUCUAUCGGCCUGGCGGCGGCGAGUUGAGGAGCCUGCAGGGCGAGUUUAGCAAUGUGCUGAACUCGCUGCUUGUUGGGGGGAACGACGUUGCCGGUACGCUUUUGCGAAGCUCGUUGUCUGGAGGGCAAGGCGAAGCGGCCAAGGAACUGGCGCUUGUUGAGCAGAAUGUCACGCUGUUGAUUGCGCGUCUGACCACCAGGUUUGGCGCCUAUCAGGACUUGACUAUGCCGCUGGUCAGUUUUCUGCGGUGUUUGAGGAUGGGCUUGUCGCUUGGCAGGGGGGUAGGCUCAAAGAAAGAGGAGCAGGAGAGCGGUGACGCGCAGGCUCUGGUUGGCGUCACGCCGUUCCUGGGCGGCACGGUCUGGAAGGCUGAUGAUGGCAUCACGCCUCUGCCGAUCCGCACGCUCGAGUUCCUCUCGUUUGUGCAGGCUGUUGCCGCGGUCGAGGGCCUCGACAAGCUGCCCGCCGACCUCCGCCGUGCACUGCAUGAGUCCCUCGCGGCUUUCCACGAGGAGUGGACCAAGAAGCUGGAAGCGGACCGCAAGAUCGAGGAGGCCAAAACCAGCCUGUUCCGCUUCAAGGGCAGCCUGGAGGAUCAGGAGGAGUUUGACCAGGAAGAAUUCGACCAGCUGUUCCCCGAUUAUAACCCCGACGAUGACGACGAUGAGGAGAAUGGCGGGGCAAAGAACAAGAAGAAGCCCCGCCGCGGUGGACGCGAGCUCUCCGUCAUGCUGGCCGAGGCGCACGAGAAGAUCUUCCUCUCGGCCCAGGAAGCGCACCAGAGCAUCAAGGGCCUGUGCAUGCAGGUCGCUCGCCGGGUCGCCCGGGACAGUGCCGCUGCGGAGCCCGAGCUGGACCGCAUGCUUCUUCCGGCGACCAUGCUCGUGUUUGACGAGCAGAUCAAGGCCUUCAGCGCCAGCGUCGACGCGUCCCGCUACAACUUCUACACGGACGCCAACCUCGCCGAGGUCCGCAAGGUGCUGGGCCUGGUCAACGCCAUCAAGAAGCGCUUUUUGGAGUUGCAGGGCAUCGACGAGAUCGGCCACCACCAGACGCUGGCCGACGUGGUCCUGGCGUGCGACCGGGUGCUGGAUAUGGCCAUCGACGACCCGCUGGCUAAGCUCAUCACGGCCGUCGAGCGCCUGCACGCGCACGUCUACGAGUGGCACGAGGGCGGGUGGGCCACAAGCGCGCACAAGGCGACGGUACUGUACGAGAAGCUGCGCGACACCAUCUGCGACUGGCGCCGGCUCGAGUUGGGUAGUUGGUCAAGGCUGCUCGACGCCGAGGCUAAGCAGCACUACGACAAUGCCAGGUCCUGGUGGUUCAUUGCGUAUGGCGCCGUGAUCCUCGAGCCGUGCGCCAUCCUGCAGCAGGGUCUGAACCUCAAGGACCACGCCGUCAAGCUGUUGGGCAUCCUGGAGUCGUACUUCACCGGCGCCAGCGUGGGCCAGUUUGCCGCGCGCCUGGAUCUUCUGCGCCAGCUCAAGAACCAACUAGACCUUCUAGUGCUGGAUGAGCCCGCCCUGGGUCUGGUCCGCGAUGCCGUGCAGAAUUUAAUUCUGUUCUACAGCCGGUACGAGCGCAAGGUCGCCGAGACCAUCCGGACCGGCAGGGCGCCGCUGGACAGGAGCAUGAAGGACGUGCUGCUGAUGUACAAGUGGCGCGACAAGAACAUCGACGCCCUGCGCGAGAGCGCGCGCAAGUCCCACCAGAAGCUGUUCAAGCUGGUGCGCAAGUUCCGCGCCGUGCUGGAGCAGCCUGUUCGGGGCAUUACGGAGCAGGGCUUGCCUGACGAGGAGCACUCUACCACUAGCAAUGACAGCAUCAUCGGUGUGAAGCCUGUCGACGCGGCAGUUGAUCAAGGCGCAAUCGCCCUGUGCCAGCAAGCACUCCCCGGCAUCGAGAGCAGUCCCCACUGGGGCAGGAUAUCCUCGAACCUGCCCGCCGUGCUGAAAGCCAUGUCCAAGCACGGCUCCAUCCCAUCCAGCACCCUCAAUGCCGCCGAGACGCUAGACAACUACAUCACCGAUCUCGUGUCUUCCAUCUCGGCCCUGCGCAAGGAAACGCCCGGCACGCUAACCGACGAGAACAAAGACCUGGUCCGCCACCUCAAGACCCGCAAGGUCGCUCUCUACAGCGACACGCUCAAGACCCUCCGAGCCAUGGGAUUCAGUCGCAACCUGGGGACCAACCUCCUCGCGCGGCAGAACUCGACCGCCAGCGUCCUCGUCAACUCUGGUAUGCUAUUAUUGGCAGAACUAGGAGAUGUGGGUGCGAUCGAGUACUUCUUCCACAAAACGCUGGACCUCGCGCCCCGCGUCCGCCACGCCGCGCUCGAGCACUCGGAGGAUCUCAACAGGGAAGUUGUGCACAGGAGUAUUGGCUUCCUCGAGGGGGUGCUGCACGUCAUGCUUGCGCAGCGGCAUUUCCUGGCUGGGCAGGCGGCCGAGGUGGGAAGGCUUCGGGCCGUGGUACAUCUUUCCAAGACGGUCGGCGAGUCCGUGGGAAGCGCCUCUUCCUCGUUGGUGGGGGGGAAUCAUGCGCAGGUUGUUCGCUGGCUCGUGCAGAUUCUCAGGCUUGGUGCGGAGCUGGUGGAGGUGCAUUCCAAGCUUGCCGGGGUCGAGAAUAAUAAUAAUAAUAAUAAUGGGGGGGAGAAGAGCAUGCUCGAAGGGUGGGCGGAUGUCUUUGCCAGGCUGGAGACGGAGCACGAGAGACUGCCCCGUCUUCCUGAAGGGCUUGGCUCGGCGCGUGGUGAGGAGUGGGAGAGGGAUGUGGAAAAGGGCGUCGAUGCCCUGAGGAUCGGGCUCGACGAGAUGGCGAGCAGACGGUCGGACCUGGCCUUUGCGCUGCGCCAGGUUGGGCUGUGGGCGAAUAUUCGGAACAAGACCGAGCUUGUUGCCAACGGAAACCGGUUGGUUGGUGACGGCGAUGUCAGCGCCUUCGCCUCGCCAGCCCUGGCCCUCUCCAGCAAGAUCCUCGUCGCGCUGCAGCACUUCCACGCGGCGGCGCAGUCCCUCCCGCAGACGGCAGAAGACGCCGGCUGGCUGCUCACCUACGGGGGCGGCCUCCAGAAAUCCAUCGACGCCCUCCGCACGGCCAGGAUCGUCGGCGAAGUUGAAUCCCUCCUCCAGCAGCUCAAGCCCCUUCAGUCUUCUCCCGCGGCGUCCGCCCUCCUCCGACUGCUGCACCCCUUCCUUGCGCAGUACAGCGCCGUCUGCUCGCACCACCUCGUCCGCUUCGCCGCCCUGCAUCGCGCCACCUGCCGCCUGGGCUACCACCUGGCCGCGUCGUUCGUGCAGAUUUCCAGUCAGGGGUUCUGCGGCCCGCAAGAGAAGAACGAGGAGCAGGCGGGCGGGGCAGAGCCGGGGGGAAAGCUGGAGAGCGGCACGGGCCUGGGCGAGGGGGAGGGCGCCGAGGAUAUCAGCAAGGAUAUUGCGCCCGACGAGGACCUCUCUGAGUUGGCGCAGGAUCCGCAGAAUAAUAAUAGGAAGAAGGGGGAUGAUAAGAUUGAGGAGAAUAAAGAUGCUGUGGAUAUGGGUGAGGAUGAGUUGGAGGGGGAGUUGGGGAGCGUUGCAGGGGAUGAGGAGGAGGAGGAGGAUAAUAAAAAGGAUAAGGAUGGGGAUGGUGAUGAGGAAGAGGAGGAGAAUGAGAUGGAUGAGCAGGCUGGCGACGUGGAUGACCUCGAUCCGACGGCGGUGGACGAGAAGAUGUGGGAUGGCAGUGAGGAGGAGGAGGCGGAGAAGGAUCAGCUGGGCGAUGAUAACGAAAAGGGGAGGAAGGACGAUGAUCAGAGCGCUGCGGCGGAGGGGCAGAAUAAAAAGGAGCAGCAGCGGAAGAAGGAACGGGAGGAUGAUGAUGAGGAGGAGGAGGGGAAUGCCCCGCCCGAGGGCGAGGAGGAUGCUGAUGCGGACGACAUGGAGGCCGGCCAGGAAGAGGAGGGCAUGCCGCAGGGAGAGCUGAAUCGGCAGGACCAGAAUGUGCAGGAGAAUGACACGCUGGCGCUGCCGGAGGAUAUGGAGAUUGAGAUUGGUGAUGGGGAAGGGGAGGAGAGCGGGGAGGAUGAUGAGGAUGAUGACCUCGAUGCCUUGUCGGAUGUGGAGAAGAACGAGGAGAAGCAGCCUCCUGACGCGGCCGAAGAGAUGUGCGAGGGCGGGGAUGGCGAAGAAACUCGCGAGGAAGAGGAACACCAGAAAGACGAAAACAUUCCUGAGGAGGAGGCCGAACAGGAAGACGAGAUCGAUGCGGCCGGCGACAGAGAGGAGGAGAUGGAUUUGGAUACUAUGGAGGAGGAAGAGGAGGAGGAGCAGGGCGAAGAGGGCAGAGACGAGGAGAAGGACGAGAAGAAGAAGCCGCUGCCCGAUGACGGAACCGGGGCAAACCAGGACGACGCCGCGCCCAGCGAUGUCCAGAACGGAGGCGGCCAGGCCGAAGACGCCAACAUGCAGGACGACGAGGCCGACAACAAGGCUGCGCAGAGAGAGCAGGGCGCGCUCGGCAAGCAGGCGUCCGACGAGGACAAGGCGCCCGGCAGCAAGGGGGCCCUCUCGAAUCUCGACCAAGAGCAGGGCCCGUCCGACGAACCCGAAAAGGCCGACUCGAACGACGCGCAGCCGUUCAAAAAGCUUGGCGAUGCACUCGAGCGCUGGUACCGGAACCAGCGCGACAUCCAGGCUGCCUCGGAGAGCCAAGAGAAGGCGGACAAGUCGGCUGAGGACAUGGCUCGCGCCGAGUUCCAGCAUCUCCAGGACGAAAAUGCCGAAGCGGAUGCCCAGGCCCUGGGAACCGCCACCAACGAGGAGGCCCGGCCGAUGGACGACGCCAUGGCCGUCGACACCGAGAUGGACGAGGGCGCAAACCAGGUCUUGCCGCAGGAGGAUGAGCAGGAAGACGAGGGUCAAGUCGACGUGGAGAUGGACGACGCCGAGCCCGCCGAGCCCCAGGAUGCUGCCAAGAACGAGGAUCGCGAGGACGGCCGGUCUGGCGUCGCUACGCGCAGGGGAGCCUACGAGACGGAUGACGACAAGGACGAAGCGCCCCGGACCGAGGCUGCCCCCGAGGAUGCUGCCGACGACGAAGAAGUCCAGGAGACGUCGACGCAGCUGCUGGCGACGCACAUCACGGAGCAGCAGGACGACGACGGCGCCCGGCCGCUGCGCGACUACUCGGAAUCACUCGAGCUGUGGACGACCUUCCAGACCAAGACGCAGGCGCUCUCGCAGUCGCUGUCCUCGCAGCUGCGCCUCAUCCUGACCCCGACCCAAUCCACCAAGCUCUCGGGCGCCUUCCGCACGGGAAAGCGCCUCAAUAUCAAGAAGAUCAUCCCCUACAUCGCGUCCAGCUACAAGCGCGACAAGAUCUGGAUGCGCCGCGCCAUCCCCUCCAAACGUGCCUACCAGAUUUUGUUAUGUGUCGACGACAGCUCGUCCAUGUCACCACCCGAUACUGCUGCUACUACUACUACUAGUACUAGCAAGUCUGCUUCCUCGUCAGCCGGCCGCCUGGCCCUCGAAUCCCUCGUCAUGGUCGCCCGCGCCCUGACCGUGCUCGAGGCCGGGCAGGUGGGCGUGCUCGGCUUCGGGACCGACGUCUUUGUCGCGCACGCGCUGACCGACCCGCCCUUCACCUCGCACGACACGGGCGCCCGCGUGCUGCAGCAGUUCACCUUCCGCCAGGACGGCACCGACAUGGUGCGGCUGCUGCGGACCACCAUCGACCACUUCCGCGAGGCGCGCAUGCUGCAAUCCUUUGGUGGUGGUGGGAGCGAAGAUCUGUGGCAGCUCGCCCUGAUCCUGUCGGACGGCCUGGUGCAGAGCAAAGACCAUGCCCGGCUCCGGCCACUGCUGCGCGAGGCGAUGGAGCAGCGCGUCAUGGUCGUGUUCAUCGUCAUGGACGACGCUCGCGGCGGCAGCGGGACAAUAGGCAAGGGACAUAGUACUAGCGUGCUGGAGCUCAAGGAGGCGAGGUUCGGCCCGGAUGGCGUGCCCGUCAUUCAUAGGUAUCUGGACUCGUUCCCGUUUCCGUAUUACCUGAUUGUGCACCACCUCGAGGAUCUGCCGGGCGCGCUGGCGGCGCUGUUGCGGACUUGGUUUGCUGAGGUCAACUCGUAGUGCAAUUUUUUUUUUUUUUGUUAGGGGGAUGUCGGUUAGGUAGUUAGACUUGAUUUCUGUUUGUUUUCCUAGUUAAGUAUGUUGUGUUCUGUUAUGUUGGGCUGGGGCUGGCUGGUUGCAUUUUGGAGUUCCAUACGGAAAAGUAUAGACUAGUGAAGUUUAGGAGCUAUGACAAGAUGUUAUUAUUACCAGUAUGGAUACA